AUGGCUCUGCACUUGCUGGCUCUGAGCUUUCUCCUGGCUCUUGUAACACUGCUGGCAGCGCAGGGCCAGAAAGAUCCCGAUCCCAAGGACCAAGGAUUCCCGUUGGAAACAGAAACGUGCCAAAGGCCACAGUGGGACUCAAGACUCCGGCUGACACCAGACCAGGAGAAUUACAAGAAGAAUGAAGAAGUGCUGCUGAGCUGCCCUGAGGGCUUCCAGCCGUCCUUCACUGAAAUCAAAUGUUCAAGCGAAGUCCAGUCCAUCAGUCACGGGAAACCUGUACACAGAGAAGUUUGGCGUGGGAGGGACAGCAGAGGUGGCUGGGUCCCCAUUCGGUCCAAGGUGGAAUGCAUGGAGGUUCUCCAGGUUGUCCCUGGGACCUUGAAGAUCUCCAGCACCAGCAUAAAACAGAACUGGACCUGCAGGUUCCCUGAUGCCUGCCAGCACAUGCGGGCCAUGUGCCGUCUGGCAGUGCCUUCCUCCCCUCCCUGUGAGGCUGAGGAGGUGAAGGGAGAGGAGAUGCUACAUGGCCAGGAGGGAACAUUUACCUGCCGCCAUCUGCAGCCCUUCACUGCCUACAGUGUCACCAUCUCCCUGCCCCCCAACACAACCCUUUUCACAUGGUUUAUCAGCACAGAUGGAACAGUGCCGGACAAACCAGAGGAGCUGUGGCUGGAUCCCACAACGGGGUCCCUCAAGUGGAAGGCGCUGCCCUCCUGCAAAGGAGAGAUCACUGGAUACCAGCUGAACAUCACGACGAGGAGCGCGCAGGACGGCGGCUUCCUGGAGCUGGAGCGGCUUGUCCGUGACAUCUCCCCAUCGCAAGGGACGGCCGUGCUUCCCCUCCGCCCCAUCGCCCGUCCCCCCGAGGGGGCGAG
Molecule: messenger RNA, 878 nt
Organism: Tauraco erythrolophus (red-crested turaco)
Lineage: Eukaryota; Metazoa; Chordata; Aves; Musophagiformes; Musophagidae
Source: RefSeq, a predicted model, not a curated record